Tarenaya hassleriana is the source of this 2741-nucleotide messenger RNA. Its product is annotated as kinesin-like protein KIN-14N. Gene Ontology annotation, biological process: microtubule-based movement. The record is from RefSeq and is a predicted model, not a curated record. Gene Ontology annotation, molecular function: ATP binding; microtubule binding; microtubule motor activity. Lineage: Eukaryota; Viridiplantae; Streptophyta; Magnoliopsida; Brassicales; Cleomaceae. The coding region runs from base 199 to 2460 and encodes 753 amino acids. The transcript is spliced from 17 exons.
AAAAACAAAUAUAGUAGUAGCUAGCGACACAAGGGCAGAACAGAAACGUGCCUCCAUUUCUAAGCUAAAGCAUCAGUACAAGAAAUCGUCUUAAAUGCCAAGGUUUAUGCGUUUAUUGGCGAGAGAGAGACGAAAUCGGAUUAAUUAGGGACAAGAAGGUAAAAAGUUCAGAUUUUUUUCCCGGGAAAAGGCGAGAAAAUGGUGGGGGCGAACAACGGAAGAAUCCGGACGGUGUUUCCGGUGGUGAAUGGGUCGAGAGAUCUGACGCCGAGCAGUGCUCCGGCGAGCACCAUUGGAUCUGAAAAUGGCGCCGUCGAGUUCACCAGAGAAGACGUGGAGGCUCUUCUCAACGAGCGAAUCAGAUACAAGAGCAAAUUCAACUACAAGGAGAGGUGUGAAAAUAUGAUGGACUAUAUAAAAAGGCUUAGACUUUGUAUUAGAUGGUUUCAAGAACUCGAGUUGGAUUACGCUUUCGAGCAAGAGAAGUUGAGGAACGCCUUGGCAAUGACCGAGAAGCAUUGCUCUGAUAUGGAGCUAAGUUUAAGAAACAAGGAAGAGGAGCUGAAUAUGAUUAUCGAGGAACUGAGGAAGAAUUUUGCUGCUGUUCAGGAGCAACUCACCAAAGAACAAUCAGAUAAGUUGGCUGCAACUGAUUCUCUCGAAAAAGAGAAAGAAGCAAGACUUGCAGUUGAAAAGGCACAAGCUGCUCUUACUGAAGAACUAGGAAAAACACAAGGAGAACUUCAGACAGCUAAUCAGAGGAUACAAUCUGUCAAUGACAUGUACAAACUAUUGCAAGAGUACAACUCGAGCUUGCAGCUGUAUAACAGCAAGCUCCAAGGUGAUCUUGAUGAAGCUCAUGAAGCUAUAAAGCGAGGGGAGAAGGAAAGAACAGCCAUAGUGGAAAAUAUAGGCAACAUAAAGGGUCAGUAUAAAGCUUUGCAGGAUCAGCUUGCUGCCUCUAAGGCCUCUCAAGACGAGAUCACGAAGCAGAAAGGCGAACUGGUGAAUGAAAUUGCAUGUCUCAAGGUGGAAAUUCAGCAGGUCAAAGAUGAUCGUGACCGCCAAAUAAUGGAAGUAAAGAAUCUGCAAGCCGAGGCUGCUAAGCACAGCGACUUGAAAAACACCAUAAACGAGCUCGAGACAAGGUGUUCAUCACAAAAUAACCAGAUAAGAGAGUUGCAGGAUCACUUAGUAGCUGCUGAGAGGAGACUGCAGGUGUCAGACUUAUCAACCUUUGAGAAAAUGAAUGAGUUUGAAGAGCAAAAGGAAGCCAUUAAGGAGCUAAAAAGUCGGUUAGAAGAAGCAGAACUUAAACUCAUCGAAGGGGAGAAACUACGCAAAAAGCUACACAACACCAUACUGGAACUGAAGGGCAACAUCCGGGUAUUCUGUAGGGUCAGGCCUCUAUUACCGGGCGAGAAUUCUAGUGAUGAGGGGAAGGCUAUUUCCUAUCCCACAUCUUUAGAAUCACUUGGUCGGGGCAUCGACUUGAUGCAAAAUGGGCAAAAGCAUGCUUUCACGUUUGAUAAGGUUUUCACACCUGAUGCAUCACAAGAGGAAGUCUUUGUGGAGAUAUCUCAACUUGUUCAAAGCGCUCUUGAUGGUUACAAGGUGUGCAUUUUUGCGUAUGGACAAACGGGAUCGGGAAAAACUUACACGAUGAUGGGUAGGCCGGGGAAUCCAGAGGAAAAAGGACUGAUACCCCGAUGUUUGGAACAAAUAUUUCAGACCAGACAGUCCCUUCGAUCUCAGGGAUGGAAAUAUGAGAUGCAGGUUUCAAUGUUGGAAAUAUACAACGAAACUAUCCGGGAUCUCUUGUCGACGAACAAAGAAGCAGCACGAGCAGAAAAUGGUGUUUCCCCUCAAAAAUACUCUAUCAAACAUGAUGCAAAUGGCAACACACAUGUGUCAGAUCUUAAUGUUUUGGACGUAAAGAGCACCCGAGAGGUUUCGUUCCUCUUAGACCACGCUGCUCGUAACAGAUCGGUAGGGAAGACACAAAUGAACGAGCAGUCAUCAAGAAGCCAUUUCGUUUUCACGCUAAGAAUCUCCGGUGUGAACGAGAGCACAGAGCAACAAGUUCAAGGUGUUCUGAACUUGAUUGAUCUUGCUGGUAGUGAGCGUUUGUCAAAGAGUGGAUCAACUGGGGACAGACUUAAAGAAACUCAAGCAAUCAAUAAAAGCUUAUCGUGUUUGGGAGAUGUGAUAUUUGCUUUGGCAAAGAGAGAAGAUCAUGUUCCGUUCAGAAACUCGAAACUCACUUAUCUUCUUCAGCCAUGUCUAGGAGGUGAUUCGAAGACGCUAAUGUUCGUGAAUAUAUCGCCGGAACCUUCCUCGACGGGUGAAUCUCUCUGCUCGCUUCGGUUCGCCUUGAGAGUUAACGCCUGCGAUAUCGGAACUCCUCGCCGUCAAACUAACUACGUCCGGCCCUUGGAUUCUCGCCUCAGUCUCGGAUGAUCGAUCGAUCGAUCUUACGAAGAAACUAGCCGAUUUGGGGUAUUGUGUAUUGCUCUUUACCUGUUGAUGGAUUCUAAAGUUCUAACACAAGACAGAGACAAAGACAAAGACACGACGUAAUUUGUAUAGUUUGUUCCUGUAAUUCUUGUUCCGUUAGGGGCUUCAAUGGAUGUCGGGUUCGUAUAAUUUUUCUUGGACUUCGUAUUUCUUUUUCUUGUUUUAGUUAUUUCAAUAUUCAAAAACUUACCAUUGGAAUUUAUAUUAUUUAAUUUUGGUCAACA